Maniola jurtina (meadow brown) is the source of this 1877-nucleotide messenger RNA. RefSeq names its product heterogeneous nuclear ribonucleoprotein L (gene sm). Gene Ontology annotation, cellular component: nucleus. The transcript has 17 exons. Gene Ontology annotation, biological process: mRNA processing; regulation of RNA splicing. Gene Ontology annotation, molecular function: mRNA binding. NCBI's taxonomy places the organism in Eukaryota, Metazoa, Arthropoda, Insecta, Lepidoptera, Nymphalidae. Bases 186 to 1757 code for a protein of 523 amino acids. The record is from RefSeq and is a predicted model, not a curated record.
UAUAAUCUGUCACAUAUACUGACAUAAUUCUAUGGUAGCGUUCCUUUGUUUGCCAUUCGUUCGUCUCUUGCUACAAUACAUUCGUUCUUUCAGUCUGCUCUCAACCUCUGAAGGAGGUGGUUUACUCGUUUUUGGCAAUAGCUUAUCGCGUUACGGUGUGAUUUGUGUUUGUAUUGUGGUGUACAAUGGCUUACAACGGUGGUGGUGGCAAGAGACUGUGCAGCGGGACUGAUUUGGACGUGGAAAGGAGUAAUGGAAACAAUUACAAUAUGUCGGGCGAGCCGCGGCGCAAGCGCGAGCCGCCCGCGCGCCCCAACCACAUCCUGCUCUACACCAUCAUCAACCCCGCAUACCCCAUCACUGUGGACGUGGUACACACAAUCAGCACGCCGCACGGGCAGGUGCAGAGGAUCGUUGUGUUCAAGAAGAACGGUGUGCAGGCGAUGGUUGAGUUCGAGAGCAUCGAGUCAGCGACGCGAGCGAAAGAGGCGCUACACGGCUGCGACAUAUACUCCGGAUGCUGCACACUCAAGAUUGAAUUUGCUAAGCCUGAAAGACUGAAUGUAUUCAAAAAUGACCAGGACAGUUGGGACUACACAUUGUCGGAGGAGGUGCAGCCAGCACAGCGCAGCGCGCCGCUUCUGCAGUCGCCUCAGUACACAGGGGGACGCCCGCAGCCAUACAGUACUACAUUUGACGAUCCUGCCACAGCAACCACACAACAGUCCAGACCUUGCAGCGAAGACUCCUGCAGUCAGCACAGCCAGCACUCCUGCGACCACGCGGCUAACGAUAUGGACUUCGGCAGCGGCGGCCCACCGCCUCCUGGUAUGAUGAAAGACAGACACGGGCCGCCCCCACCACACCAUCCGAUGUCUCUUUUUCAGCGCGACGGUCGCGGGUACGGGCCGGAGGGGUACGGCGGGGAGGGGUUCGUCCCGCCACCCCCCAUGCACCACCCCAUGCCGCCACAGAAUCAGGUAUUUGAUUCUAGACUAGAGUCGCAAGGCGCUCCUCCCCAGCAGGGCGCGGUGAUGAUGGUGUACGGGCUGGACCCCGCCACCGUCAACGCGGACCGCCUCUUCAACCUCUGCUGCCUCUACGGGAACGUCGUCAGAAUAAAGUUCUUGAAAACGAAAGAAGGCACCGCCAUGGUACAGAUGGGGGACGCGGUGUCGGUGGAGCGAUGCGUACAGAACCUGAACAAUGUCACGGUCGGAGACUACACGCUCACACUCGCAUUCUCAAAACAGGCGUACCUAUCGGAGGUGAUGAACCCAUAUCCUCUCCCAGACAAGAGUCCCUCGUUCAAAGACUACGUCGGCAACAAGAACAAUCGCUUCCUCACGCCCGCCUCCAUACACAAGAACCGGAUACAGCCUCCCUCAAAGGUGUUGCACUUCUUCAACACCCCUCCAGAUGUAUCAGACGAGCAGCUGCUGCAGGUGUUCAAGGACUACGGCGUCACUCCGCCGCACACCAUCUCCAAGUUCCCGCUCAAGAGUGAGAGGUCGUCGUCGGGGCUGAUGGAGUUCCAGAACAUAUCGCAGUCCGUGAUGGCCAUCAUGGCGUGUAAUCACGCCACCAUACAGCACCCAGGCGCGAAGUUCCCGUUCGUAAUGAAGCUGUGCUUCUCAUCGUCGCGGCAGAUCGGCCAGGGCAAGGGGCCCGCGACGCCCAAGCCGCCCCACCAGUCCAACCAGACCCCCGACCAGAGGCCCGGCCAGAACAACGGCCUCGAGCACGACUACUACUAACGGCGAUCUGGCGGGGCACACACAAACACACAUAUCAAGACGGACGGCAACACAUAGACACACACAGGCACACCACUACGAGUGCGGGGAUGGGGGGAGACGGCAUUGCCAUUGCUAAAA